AUGGCUCAAGAUAUGAGAGAUACCGAAUUCCAUAUGCGGGACCACUCUUUCAACCCUCAAAUCACAAGGGGUAGAGCUUCCUCUAUCCCAUUACCUACUCUCUGUAUAACUCCAGCUCACAGUCCUUCCUCACGAGCUUCUACUUCGCAUGUCCGUUCCAGCAGCGAAGGGGCCGUUGCCAGCCCACGAACUCGUCUCAUAAACCGAGUGAAGUUUACAGUUGACGGAGAUACUUCACAAUCACACCAGUUUCAGGAGACUCAAAAUGGAUCAGAUAUUGAGAGGAACCUUCUGCAAAUCCCGCCAGUUGCUUAUUGUCAACAGCAGCCAGAUGGAGAAGCAAUGGAGGAACAGCAUGCUGAAAUGUCAGAUGAUUUGCCAGGUUUUUACUCUCCACAGCCGUAUUCAGGUGGCUCAACGCCUGUGAGCGUCUGUGGAUCGGUUGGCAGCAGAGUGAACCUUGUAGAUCAUGAUGAGAUGCAUGGGCAGGGAGAUGGUGAUAAAAAGGGGAGGGCUUUGCAUGGUGCCUACGAGAGAGCUCAGAGGCUGGCGGCCUCUGUCAUUCAUCGACAUCCAUCACAGAUCAAUGAACGAGGUGGUGGCUCUCAUAAGGUUUCUCGCCGGCGUCGGCAUGAUGCCGAUUCCGCGAGCGAGAAAGGGGACGCGGAAUCUUACGAUAACUUAGAUAUGUUGGAAAAGCAAGCUUACAUUUCUGAUAAUGACAAUUCUGAUGAUUCUCAAUUUGAGGCCGAGGCUGCCGAACUAUUUCGAGGAAUGUCGCGACAAGAUUCUCACAGUCUUACCAGAGUUCUUGCACGAAGUGACGAUCUGGCCUCCGGCCACAGUACCCCUUACGCAGACAGAGAUCCCGAUGUUUAUGUUUCCCGACCGUCGCAUUACAGGGGAGGGAUCCUAUCGUCAUUGCUCCGGAUAUAUACUGGUCAUGAGACUGAGCAACUAGAGCGGAAAGAUAUCAAAUAUCCUUCUCUUCAGCCUCCAAGCAGAGCAUUGUCGCCGAUCCGCAGAAAUUCGGGUCGUCCACAAAGGCAAAAAUGGUACAAUAACAAGUCUGCCUCUCAAUCCAUGUGCUCCCUUAAUCCAGCCUCCCCACAGGGGGUAUUGCGGCAACAGUCACCUGCGGGGAGACAGAUGUCGAGCGGAGGGGUUUACAAUCUUGUGAAAAAAAGUAAAACAAGUUCUAAGCCUCGACUUGAGGAAGAGAUCCGGCUCACCGUCCAUAUUGCGGAGACUCUGGCGCGCCAGAGAUAUCUGGUCAAGCUAUGUCGCGCACUGAUGUGGUCUGGAGCACCUACUCAUCGGCUGGAAGAAUACAUGCGAAUGACUGCUCGAGUGCUGGAGAUAGAUGGCCAAUUUCUCUACAUCCCUGGUGUUAUGGUUAUGGCUUUUGACGACAACACGACGCACGUCACAGAGGUAAAAUUGAUUAAGUCAUCACAACAUGUCAACCUGGGCCGUCUCCGUGACAUCCAGGUGGUGUACAAGGAGGUCAUUCACGAUGUCAUUGGCGUCGAGGAGGCCAUGCAGAGGCUAGACGAAAUUACCAAGGCUCAACCCAAGUUUGGCGUCCGGUGGCUGAUACCCCUGUAUGGAUGCGCAAGCGCUCUGGUUGGGCCAUUCGCAUUUGGCGCACGACCCAUCGACAUGCCUCUAUGCUUUGUUCUCGGCUGUAUUGUUGCUCUACUUCAGCAUGUUCUCGCCCCGCGCUCCGAGAACUACGCCAACGUCUUCGAGGUUUCCGCUGCCGCUACAUCGUCCUAUGCGCUGGAGCUGCAGUCGCGCAACAUUAUUGCUGGCUCUGUUCGUAUGGUCUACGCUAUCAUCUACUCUCUCUUCCUCGGUUUCGGCAUCAUGCUUGGCACCGCCUUCUACGGACUUCUGGAUAGAGAAGCUACGUUGGACUUUGUCUGCCCUGCCAGCCCCAUCAAGAAUGAAUACAUCCAACGUUUCCCCUUUGUGAUUGUCUAUGCGAUCUGCUCAUGUCUGAUCUAUCAGGCAAAAUAUAAGCAAAUUCCCAUCAUGGUCGCUAUCGCCUUCACUGGAUACCUUGUCAGCUUCUUCUCCGCACGCCGGUUCGUGUCUACCCAGCUUUCCAGUGCUCUGGGUGCCUUCGCCAUCGGCGUCUUAGGUAACUUGUACAGCCGGCUGCGACACGGGCUUGCUGCUGCAGCUAUCCUACCCGCCAUUUUCUUGCAGCUCCCCUCAGGUCUGGCCACCAGUGGCAGUCUCGUGUCUAGCCUGAUCGUUGCGACCACCAUUAAGGGUGAUACGACCUCGUCGAAACCACUGGGCACUGUGGCAAAUGACUGGAUAGUUAAGACCGCUAUGUCGCCGUCCACAUCUAAGGGAUUGAAUGAUUUGAUGCGGCAUAUCAUGCUGCAAAGAUUUUUGGGGAAUGUGGUUUUUGAUAUUGCCUAUGGCAUGUUGGAGGUUGCGAUAGGCAUUACAGUGGGUUUAUUUAUGGCAGCAUUGGUAAUUUAUCCCUUUGGGAAAAGGAGGAGUGGCUUGUUCAGUUUUUGA
Molecule: messenger RNA, 2538 nt
Organism: Paracoccidioides brasiliensis Pb18
Exons: 2
Coding region: 1-2538 (845 amino acids)
Biological process (GO): transmembrane transport
Molecular function (GO): transmembrane transporter activity
Source: RefSeq, a predicted model, not a curated record